AUGCUUUUAGCAAAGCGCGCAUAUCCUCUGUGUCAGCGUGAUUAUAUGUCUCCGUUCGUGCAAGAUCGUCACCACUCACCAGUCAUCACACAAACUCGUCCCAGGAAAAUUUGUGGCGUGAGAAGCUGGGCCGAGCAGAGCAUGGACGGACGCAGAGCAGCACCGCCGCCGGCGUCGCGGAUUAGUGGCUGGCACGCCGACGACGAAUCCGAGCUGGACGAAGAGGAGCUCGGCGUCUUCACCGCUGAGCGCUACUUCAACGGCGCCCUCGCCGCCGAGGACGCUUUGUGGUGCGACCGCUCGUCGUCGUCGUUCUCGUCCGCGUUCAAGACAUGGCAGCACGACGGGUCUGCCCCGACGCCGACGGCUGCCACCAGCUCGUCGGAGGCCAGCUGGAACAGCCGCUCUGCGCUUCUGCCUAACCGUCCGGCGAUGGCAGUCCCCUCGCCCGUUGAGAGCAAGCCGGAUUCCAGGGCAGAGAGUGAUCAGACCGGAAGAAAGGCACGCUCGUCGUCGUCUCACCUGCGACGUUGGCUUCUCGGCAUGGCAGGGCGCGCCUGCGCCUGGGGCCACGGCGAGGAGUCGGUUGGCACCGAAGACCUGAGUCACCAUGAAUUGGAGUCCGGCUCUGGUGGCCAGAAACGCAGCCCCGAAGCGGAUGCGGCGCUGCCAAGAAUGACGAGCAAGCAGAUCGCCGUGGAGGACGGCACCACGGCGAGGGUGAUAUCUGGCAAGAGGGUCGACGACGGCGACGCACCACUUACCCUGCUGCUCGCGGAAGCUACGCACAGUCGAGCUGCAAACUCCGGCGAAUUGUCCAUGAGGAUGCUGGAUCCGGCAGCCAACGCGUCGUACAACGACCGGCUCCGGCGGGAAUCUUUGGACAUGUUUCACCAGGCAGGCCAAGGCUCUGCCAUCACAAUCGUGGCGGGAAGCACGGCGCGGGGUGGUGCCGCAACUGCAAGUGCGGGCGGCGGCGCCAGAGGAAGCCCCUCCCCACCAAGCAGGAGGCGCGACUCCGGCGAUCUCGAGAGCGUGUGCCCGCCGAGCGAGGCGAGCGUGGUCUGGAGCGUGGUCACCGCGGAAGGCGCCGCGUCCGGCAACUUCUCCAGCGCGGCCUCGGCAUGCCACUAUUACUUCAACGACGGCGACGGAGAGACGACGCGGCACACGGCGGCAGGAGGGAAGUUCAGCCGGAGGAGACGAAGCAACGGCAGCGGCUUGCUGAUGGGCUGUAUGUCCAAGAGGGCCGUCGACGCCGUCGGCGCCGCCUCGGACGCGCGUCUACCGGCCGGAGGUAGAGCCGGCGGCGGUGGCGAGGUGAGCGGCCCAGACGUGACGGUGACGCGCCGCCGGUAG
Triticum turgidum subsp. durum (durum wheat) is the source of this 1359-nucleotide messenger RNA. NCBI's taxonomy places the organism in Eukaryota, Viridiplantae, Streptophyta, Magnoliopsida, Poales, Poaceae. The record is from the annotation of a GenBank genome assembly.